AUGUUGAUGCUGCUUCUCCACCAGGGCAGAGGUGGAAGGGCUGCUGCUUCACUCUGCUCACGAGUGGAGGGGGCCUGGUGCCUACAUUCCUUUCUGUUACUAAUUAAUUCAUCCAAGACGUCAAUGGAUUUCCCCAUCACUUCCUGCACCACAAACUGGUUACUGUUGUUUUUAAAAAGCAGGCAACAAAGCACUCUAACCCACUAUGAAGUUCUGCAGAACAGUGGCAAUGCGGAAGCGACCAGGACCAAGAGAAAGGGGGAAACAUGUGUGACAGUGACAAUGCCCAGAGCACCUCAUUGCCCUGACCACCCACUCUUCUCCCACUGCCAGAUCCUCUCUCGCUGUGAUAUUUCUGCCAUCCAAGAGGUGCGGGACUCCAGGGGUGCAGCUAUUCAGACAUUGCUGCGGGAGCUGAACAGGUAUGAUCCCUCUCAUCACUACAGCCGCCUGGAGAGCAAGAGGCUGGGGCGAGGCAGCUACAAGGAGCAGAAUGUCUUUGUGUAUCGAAUGGAUGUUGUGUCAGUUACUGAUUGGUGCCAGUUUGGGGAUGAGGAUGCCAGAGAUUACAAGGCAUUUGCCCGGGGGCCCUUUGCCGCUCGCUUUCACUCUCCAUACACAGCUAUCCUAGACUUUGUGCUACUUUUACACCACACCAGUCCUCGGGAAGCUGCCCAUGAGCUUGAUCUGCUGUUUGGAGUAUGCACAGAACUGAUGCAACAGUGGAAAACUGAGAAUGUGAUGCUGCUGGGAGAUCUGAAUGCUGCUGGUGCCUACAUCCCAGCAAGUGCUUGGGCUGGGAUCCGCCUGCGCAAUCACCUUGCUUUCCACUGGCUCAUUGGUGACGGAGAGGACACCACAGUCAGCCACCGGACCUGCUGUGCCUAUGACAGGAUUAUAGUCCAUGGAGAAGAGCUGCUUGGCGCCAUUGUACCCAGAUCUGCCAAGCCUUUCAACUUCACACAAGCACUCGGACUAUCGGAGGAAGAGGCCCUAGCAAUCAGCGACCACUAUCCUGUAGAGGUGAAUCUUCGGCUUGCUCCGAAAGCCCAGCGAGAGCUCUAAACCGUCAACCAUCCUUUUGGCUAUAGAAGCAAGGGCAAUGGCAGGGCAAAGAGAGACUAACUUCUCUCUGGGAAAGGAAAGUUUGACAGAGCUUCAGGAGGAGACAGGAUCAACAUCGGCUGAGAGAGA
Messenger RNA from Podarcis muralis (Common wall lizard), 1194 nucleotides. RefSeq names its product deoxyribonuclease-1-like. Gene Ontology annotation, molecular function: deoxyribonuclease I activity; DNA binding. The record is from RefSeq and is a predicted model, not a curated record. Gene Ontology annotation, biological process: DNA catabolic process. Gene Ontology annotation, cellular component: nucleus. NCBI's taxonomy places the organism in Eukaryota, Metazoa, Chordata, Lepidosauria, Squamata, Lacertidae.